Messenger RNA from Capronia coronata CBS 617.96, 336 nucleotides. Its product is annotated as pre-mRNA-splicing factor ini1. Lineage: Eukaryota; Fungi; Ascomycota; Eurotiomycetes; Chaetothyriales; Herpotrichiellaceae. The transcript has a single exon. The coding region runs from base 1 to 336 and encodes 111 amino acids. Gene Ontology annotation, cellular component: precatalytic spliceosome; catalytic step 2 spliceosome; U2 snRNP. Gene Ontology annotation, biological process: mRNA splicing, via spliceosome. The record is from RefSeq and is a predicted model, not a curated record.
AUGUCUCGCCAUCACCCCGAUCUCGUCAUGUGCCGCAAGGCGCCCGGCAUCUCCAUUGGCCGUCUUUGCGACAAAUGCGACGGCAAAUGCCCCGUAUGCGACUCGUACGUACGGCCCACGACGCUGGUCCGGAUCUGCGACGAGUGCGCGUUCGGAAACUAUCAGAACAAAUGUAUCGUCUGCGGCGGCGAGGGCAUCAGCGACGCCUUCUACUGUUUCGAAUGCACAAGGCUGGAAAAGGACCGGGACGGGUGUCCGAAGAUCAUCAAUCUGGGCAGUUCCAGGACCGAUCUGUUUUACCAGAAGAAGAAUUUCAGGAAUCAACAACAAUACUGA